This is a messenger RNA of Papaver somniferum (opium poppy), 1817 nucleotides long. RefSeq lists its product as uncharacterized. The record is from RefSeq and is a predicted model, not a curated record. The transcript has 10 exons. The coding region runs from base 67 to 1596 and encodes 509 amino acids. Lineage: Eukaryota; Viridiplantae; Streptophyta; Magnoliopsida; Ranunculales; Papaveraceae.
UUCAGACGGGGAAAGAACCCAAAUCCCGCUCUUUUGAUUUUGUCUCACAAAUCGAAGAAAAGAGCGAUGGCCUCUUCUUCUUCAACUUCUACUGUCUCUCUCUACUUUCUCUCACUCUGUAUCUGUCUCUAUCUUGGUUCUUUCUCUGUUUCUAGCGAAGAACUUACUUACAAAGUUGUUGAUUUGGAGAACCCAGUUCUGCAAUUCAGUCCAUCUUUUUUGCCUGGGUAUGUCACGUCCGAUGGUGCUAAACAAACUGUACAUUGUGGUCGUGUUCAAAUUGGUGGUGUUUCUAGGCUAAAAUUCCAGAGCUAUGCGAAUUCCCUUCGGGUUACUCUUACACCAUCUGUUGUCAUACCUGAAAAACUCCAUAACAAAGUUCAAGUAUGUUUCCAUCGGAAUGCUUCUCUUGGGUUGUGUCAGUGCGGGAAAGAUGACUGGAAGACCAUCCAAAAUGGCCAAUGGAAUGCUUUGAUGUCACCUUAUGAGAACCGUUAUGUGGAUUUGAUGUUUAGGGAUGGGGUAUCUGGAUCAGUAAAAGUAUCCGUCGAAGAAGGAGUUCAUAGGUGGCGCUUAUUCUGUCUUGCAUUUGGAUUUGUUUUACUGCUGCUGGCACCAUUUUUAAGUGAAUCUGUGCCAUUUUAUUAUAGCAGCUCAAUGGCAGUUGGAGUCUUGCUUGUUGUUUUGAUCCUUCUAUUUCAGGCUAUGAAAUUGAUACCUAUGGGAAGGAAAAGUGCCUUCUACUUUGCAAUAUACACUUCUGUGAUUGGAGUCGGAUCUCUUAUUAUAAAUUACUUCUCAAUGCUGGUCAACUCAAUUCUUGUGAGUUUUGGUCUGAGUGAAGACAUGUAUAACCCGGUGUCUAUAUUUCUAUUAGUAGGAGUUAUCCUUGCAGGAGCUGCACUGGGCUACUGGAUCAUGCGUAAAUUUGUUAUCUCAGAUGAUGGACGAGUGGAUGUUGGUGUAGCUCACUUCAUGAAGUGGGCUAUGCGUGGUGUUGCAAUGACUUCCAUUUUUCAGAGUUCCCUUGAUACCCUUUUCGCAGUGGUGGCAUUGGCAUUUUGUUGGGGUGCUUGUUUCUGCAUUAUGUCUCCCAGAUGGCGUAGUGCAAAGGCGGGGAACCAACUAGCAAACAGAAGUCUGUGGCUGAAAAAGGUUAAUAAUGUGUCCCCAAAUCAUAACCGGCCUGAAUUUUUGAGCAGGACACCACCUAAGAGGCUGUAUGAAAAUACCCUGUGGAGUAGCCCCAAACAGUCAUUUGCUUGGGCCGACUCUCCCACAAAAGGUUUAGUGAAGUCGUCAUUUAAUAACAAUGAAGACUUUGAGGAACGUUUCUACUCGUCCUUUCACAAGACACCUACUCGCAGGAAAUUUUCUAAGAGAGAAUGGGAGGGUUUUACAAGCGAAUAUACCAGAAAAGCUGUUGCUGACUUGGCAUCAUCGCCGGAGUUCAGCGAUUGGAUUGUUGAGAAUGCUGACCGCAUCAAAAUGGAUCCUGACAAUAGUUCAGAUGACGACAGCAUUGGAAGCGGAGAGCAUACCUCAGAUGAGACAGUUGUGGAUAGCAGCAGCAGGCUUGGCUUCUUGAAGUGGUAGUACUUUAUCAACUAAAUCGCUGGCCAUCAGACUUGCAUUAGAUUGAUUGUAUAUAAGCAUUGUAACAUAAUUUGAAGACGAGUCUAGGUUUUUCUUUUCUUUUGUUUUAGGGAAUCUGAGUCUUAUGCCUACUUGCUCAGAUUGUAAUUGUAAGGGAUAGUUCUGGCUAAUACGUAGCAACUGUUUCAGCUUCCUAGCUAUUAAUAUAGCAAUUUCUUAAA